AUGGAGACCCUUGUCUUCGUCUGGCUACUCCUCAUAUUCUUACCACACUUGACUUCAUCUCUAACUCAAGAGUUCUCUUUCACUGGCUUCAAAAAAGCCUCUCCAAAUCUAAUCAUGUCUGGAGUUACAGAAAUCGCCAACACUGGAGCCAUCAGGCUCACAACAGACACAAGCCGUGUGAUUGGUCACGCCUUCUACUCCUUACCAAUCCGGUUCAAGCCACCCGGUCAAAACCGAGUUCUCUCUUUCUCCACCUCUUUUGUAAUCGCCAUGGUUCCAGAGUACGUCGCGCUUGGGGGUCAUGGACUUGCCUUCAUCAUCACCCCAACUCCAAAUCUCCAAGGCUCUCUUUCUAGCCAGUACUUAGGGAUUUUGAACUCAAGCCGAGCUAAUGUCUCUAGCAACUUCUUCGCUGUGGAGUUCGAUACUGUCAAGGAUUUGGAGUUUGAGGACAUCAAUGAUAACCACGUCGGAAUCGAUAUAAACAGUUUGGAGUCAAGUAUUUCAACUCCAGUUGCUUAUUUUCUUCCCAACUCAACCAAGAAAGAGCUUUUCCUCGACAGUGGUAGAGUGAUUCAAGCUUGGAUUGAUUAUGACUCAAACAAGAAAAGGUUAGAUGUUAAACUUUCUCCACUCUCUGAGAAACCAAAGUUGUCUCUUCUCUCUUACAAUAUAGAUCUGUCCUCUGUCUUUGGAGAUGAAAUGUAUGUUGGAUUCUCUGCUUCCACCGGUUUGCUAGCUAGUUCUCAUUACAUCUUAGGUUGGAACUUUAACAUGAGUGGAGAAGCUAUGUCUCUGUCUUUACCAUCUCUCCCUAGGGUUCCACGUCCAGUCAAGAAGAAGAAGAGCCCUGGCUUGAUCCUAGGAGUAUCUUUCUCGUGUUCCCUUUUGAUCAUCGCGGUUCUUGUCGCUGCAGUUAUGUUUGGUAUUAAAAAGGUCAAAGAUGAAGACAGAGUUGAAGAGUGGGAGCUUGAUUAUGGUCCGCAUAGAUUCUCUUAUAGAGAGUUGAAGAAAGCUACGAAUGGUUUUGGGGACAAGGAGCUUCUCGGGUCUGGUGGUUUCGGUAAAGUGUACAAAGGAAAACUUCCAGAUUCAGAAGAGUUUGUAGCUGUCAAGAGAAUCUCUCACGAGUCAAAACAAGGUGUACGAGAGUUCAUGUCUGAAGUCUCGAGCAUUGGUCACCUCAGGCAUAGGAAUCUUGUUCAGUUGCUAGGUUGGUGCCGAAGACGACAAGAUUUGCUUCUGGUCUAUGACUUCAUGCCUAACGGAAGCUUAGACAUGUACUUGUUCGGUGAAAACCCUAAAGUUAUCUUGACUUGGGACCAACGCUUCAAAAUUAUCAAAGGGGUCGCUUCUGCUUUACUCUACUUGCAUGAAGGAUGGGAACAAACCGUUAUUCACCGCGAUAUUAAAGCUGCAAACGUUUUGUUAGACGGUGAUAUGAACGGGCGUGUUGGAGAUUUCGGUCUUGCUAAGUUAUAUGAGCAUGGAUCUAACCCGGGAGUUACAAGAGUGGUUGGUACGUUUGGGUACUUAGCACCAGAACUUACUAAAUCAGGAAAGUUAACAACAAGCACUGAUGUUUACGCGUUUGGUGCGCUUCUGUUAGAAGUAGCUUGCGGGAGAAGACCUAUUGAGACAAAUGCGUUACCGGAAGAGCUUGUAAUGGUUGAUUGGGUUUGGUCAAGGUGGCAAAGUGGAGACAUUAGAGAAGUUGUGGACUGGAGAUUGAACGGUGAGUAUGAUGAAGAUGAAGUGGUCAUGGUUAUCAAGUUAGGGCUUCUUUGUUCGAACAACUCACCUGAAGUUCGACCUACAAUGAGACAAGUGGUUAUGUAUCUUGAGAAGCAGUUUCCGUCGCCGGAAGUUGUCCCUGCGCCAGAUUUUCUAGAUGCAAAUGAUAGCAUGUGUCUUGAUGAUGGAAGCGGUAAUAUUAAUGCUGGCGAGUUUGAGGACUUUGUGGACUCAGCUAGGUUUUAUAGUGGACCGAAUCAGACUUCUACUUCGUCUAUAUUCUCAUUCGGGGGUAAAACUAAAACCGAUGGGAGAUGA
Molecule: messenger RNA, 2052 nt
Organism: Raphanus sativus (radish)
Lineage: Eukaryota; Viridiplantae; Streptophyta; Magnoliopsida; Brassicales; Brassicaceae
Product: L-type lectin-domain containing receptor kinase S.4
Exons: 1
Coding region: 1-2052 (683 amino acids)
Biological process (GO): protein phosphorylation
Cellular component (GO): plasma membrane
Molecular function (GO): protein kinase activity; carbohydrate binding; ATP binding
Source: RefSeq, a predicted model, not a curated record